AUGCCCGCGGACGGCCGUGAGCUCGAUAACGGUCGCAGUAGCGCCUUAGAGGACUCCGAGGCGGCUCGAUCGCACUGUCGCAUCUGUCUCGAGGGUGAGGACGACGACGAGGAGGAUGGGGACGCGACGCGCGGUGGUCCACUCAUCGAACUCCACUGCGCCUGCACGGACGCGCACGUCCAUCGGUCGUGCGCGAGUCGCUGGUUCGGGGCGCGAGGAACAACGAUGUGUGAGAUCUGUAAACAUGACACCGGGCUAACGGGACUCGAAACGCCGCUAGCUUUACGUGUGUCGCGCGGCACGAUGCGCGUAUUGGGAUGGCGUCGAGACGAGGCCGACGACGAAACCGAAGCGGCGGUCGGUCCGUCCUUUGGAACGGUGAUUUAUAUCUUCCUGUUCGAGCUCGCCGUGGUUUGGUUCUCACUUGAGAUCAUCAUGGGAUACACCACCGGAACCGCGCUCGCGAUGGCGUACGGAUUUGCGCUAUCGCUGCUCGUCGGAUGUUGCACCUUCAUCUACCCGUUACGUCAAGCGCGAGUCAAUCGAGACGAUUCUCGACACUUUCUCUGGGCGUACGCGCUGUGCAUGUUCAUAUCCCAUCAAGUCACGUUCUUCAUAUCGCUCCAAGCGAUUCAGUCUCGAAAGAACCGCGCGAAAGAGGCGAUUUCCCUCACGCUCGCGCUCUCCAUCGCGGCUUUGGCAUACCCGCAGUUCGUCGUCUGCGUUGGAUGUCUCUGGCGCUUCUUCGCGAGCGACGACCGGUGA
Ostreococcus tauri is the source of this 765-nucleotide messenger RNA. Its product is annotated as Zinc finger, RING-CH-type. The coding region runs from base 1 to 765 and encodes 254 amino acids. Gene Ontology annotation, molecular function: zinc ion binding. The record is from RefSeq and is a predicted model, not a curated record. Lineage: Eukaryota; Viridiplantae; Chlorophyta; Mamiellophyceae; Mamiellales; Bathycoccaceae. The transcript has a single exon.